Messenger RNA from Marchantia polymorpha subsp. ruderalis, 627 nucleotides. The record is from the annotation of a GenBank genome assembly. Lineage: Eukaryota; Viridiplantae; Streptophyta; Marchantiopsida; Marchantiales; Marchantiaceae.
ACAAGUUGAAGUACCUCAGAGCAAACCACAGUAUCAGUACUAGCUGCAAUUGCAAUGGCUCUCAUUGGAGGAAGAGUGUUAUGUGUAAUGACUGCUGUGCUGUUCGUUGCAGCGUUGGAUUUUGAGCUUGGAGCAGCUCAGACUGAUGUCAAACCAGCGAAAAUUCUUUGUCCAUGCAGAGGAUACGAGUGUAACCGAGGCGAGGAGUGUAUUUGUGUUGAAAGCCUCACUCCCGAUCCCAAGACAGGCCAGACCUGUAAGUGCAAAUGCUCGGCGAUAAGAGUUCAGUGUCCAUGUCCUAAUUAUUUCUGUCCUUACGGACAGAAGUGCCUUUGCCAAGAGCGCUUAGUCGAUCCACCAAUCAAAGACACAGUUUCCACAGCAAAACCAGCUGCAACUUGUACUUGCAAAUGUGUAUUCUGAAAGUUUAUUGUAUCUUGAGAAGAUGAUGUUGAAGGUAGAUAUGGCUGUAGAGGUCAAUAUAGGUGCAACUUUUCUGUUGAAGCGCAUCUAUGCAGUCGUAUUAGCAGUUGUUAAGAUCAUGCGCAAGUAACAAUGUCCAUACUCAGGACUGUCGCACAUGGAUCCACUUUGCCCCAGUAAUAAAGAAACCUCUGUUAUUUCUUU